Messenger RNA from Symbiodinium necroappetens, 156 nucleotides. The record is from the annotation of a GenBank genome assembly. Lineage: Eukaryota; Dinophyceae; Suessiales; Symbiodiniaceae.
GAGGACAUCGUGGUCGACAUGCCGGCGGACGUUCCACCCGAGGUGGAGGAAUUGGCUACCCACGAUCCGGAGAAGGAAGGGAACGCACUGGAUAUGGUCAAGGAGGGCGACCAGGCGAAGGCCAUGGAACAAGCUGAGGCGGCGAACGCCCAGUGA